AGGGUGCAUGGUCUGAGACCUGGCAGGCAUGUCAAAUUACAACUCAGAUUUUGUUUUUUUCGUUAAAGUUUGUUAUAUCGGUAUAUAUAUUGGAUAUGACCCGGAGUUUCAAGAUAAGAAGCAGCGCAGAGAAGGCAAGCAGGCGGCACUCUUCCUACACUCGGAGUAGUAUUCCCAGCGUCACUUUCAGUAAUGUUCCCAACCAGUGUGAUUGUCAGAUGACCGAAAGUGAAGUGGCGAUAGGAAACGGCAUCAAAGACAUCCAAGAAAGCACAGAAAAGGAAAUACAGAACUCCCUCGAUAAUCUAAAAACCAAAAAGAGACUUCCCAUGCCAUCAAUACAUCACGUGCUUAUAGCGUUCAUAGUACUGAUAGUGGUGGUAACUACAGUGAGUCUAGCUAUAGUCCUGAGUCCCAAGCAGGAGCUGAUACGCACCCAUCCUAACAUACUGGUGGUCAUAGCAGAUGAUCUGGGUUACAAUGAUGUGGGUUAUCAGGGACAUGGGGACAUCAAGACUCCCUACAUAGACAGAUUAGCCAGCUCGAGUAUCAUACUACAACGCCACUACACCCAGCCAAUGUGCAGUCCAUCCCGAGCAGCCCUGUUUACCGGCCGCUACCCUUUCCGCUAUGGGAUGGGAGGCAGUAGAGCUAUCUACUACGGGAGCAAACACGGUCUGGACAUCUCAGAGUAUCUCCUUCCUCAGGCGCUCAAAACGGCUGACUACAAAACCUAUCUGAUAGGGAAGUGGCAUCUUGGUUUUGCUGGCUGGGAUAUGACACCGACUCGGCGGGGUUUUGACUACUUUUAUGGAACUUAUGGCGGGAGUACAACCUACAAGAGUCAUCAGAGUUACGAAGGUCCCAGGUCUGGGAAGGGAUACGAUCUGUUUGAGGAUAUAGCAUCUGAUCAAGGUGACACAAAAGUUAAUCACACGAUUAUCAAGGAUCCAAAUGGGACAUUUUCGGAGCUGCUGUUCACUGAGAAAGCUGUACAGAUCAUAGAGGAAGCUUUUCCAGUUAACGAUGAGGAUCAAGGAGACGGUGCAGACAAGAACGAAAUGAGGACAAACCUAAACCCAUCUUCAUGGUGAUGUCCUAUCAGAAUCCUCAUGCGCCCAUUACCCCCAUGGACGAAGACGUCGCACAAAAUGAGGAUAUCGAGAAUGAGAACAGACGGAAGAUGGCCGCCAUGAUAACUAGCUUGGAUUAUGGUGUAGGACGGAUAACAUCAGCUCUCGAGAAGACCCACCAGUUAAACAAUACCAUCAUCAUAUUCCUCAGUGACAAUGGUGGACAUCUCAUGAUGCCGAGUGGGGAGAGUCUGGGCAGCUCCAACCUGCCAUUCAGAGGAGCAAAGUGCACUUUAUACGAGGGUGGUGUUAGGACCCCUGCUUUCAUUAAAAUACCUCAUUUAAUUACACCAGGUCAGGUAAACAGCUCAGUCAAGUACGAUGGACUGUUCCAUAUAUCUGACUGGUUCCCAACUAUCGUCAGUCUCGCUCAACUUGACCCACGACUUUUGAAGAAAGAACUUCAGUUUCAAGAUGAUAAAAAACCUUACCUUGAUGGAAUAGAUCAUUCAGAGACAUUCAAACAGCUGCUGGAUGAGACCCAGAAAGCAGAGGCUCCUCGCGACCACGUGGUAUUAGACAUUGACCCUGUCUUCAACCAGGCAGCUAUCAUUAAGGGCAAAUAUAAGCUUAUUGUUGGGAAGGCUGCCUUCAUGGACUUCGACCAAGUCUACCCUCUCAUUGAUGACAAUUCCAUCCAGAACGAAGAUAUAGUGGUAAAUGCAAGCUACUACAAAAUCAGCCCCAACAUUAGCCAGCAGAUGCGUGCCUACGCAGAGACCCAGACAAAAUACGCUGCAGACCCGCUGAAGUGCCUCAACCUGGACUGCAUGACUAAAGAUAAAUUGCUUUUUGAUCUCUCCUGGGAUGUGACUGAGAGCAACGACUUAUCCUGGCGCUUCAGCGCCGAGACAGACGAACUUUAUGAAACCCUGAGAACAUACUCAAACCGAAACCAUAAGCCCGUGGAGCCUAAGUUUUUCGAGGAUCAAAACGAAGAAGCUAAGAAAGAUGAUGUUUGGACACCAUGGCUGUUGAACUCAACUGAAGUGUGACAGUGCUAGCGUUAUAGUGACAGUAUUGUCAGUUUCCGGAUAAGAAGAGUAAAUCAUGACAUCAGCAACAGCAUCAGAGUUAAACAAGCCACGAAAGUGAAGUAACAAUGAGGGGGCGAAUUAAUGAGAUCAUGACUUAAAUUCGGGCUAGUAUGACCUUGCUCUACUAAAAACUUAAAAAGUUAGUCAUCAGCCAUUUGAUUGAAAUUGGUUGCUAGAUUUUUAGAUUUCUAGACUAAAUGUUGAUUUGAAGUAAAUUCAUGAACAAAACUUUUCAAUAAUUUAUUACUUUCGAUAUUUAUGUUUUAAAUUGAUUUUUACAGUUUUGGGUGGCCACUGGAUCUCACCUUGUAAUUUACACAUGUUUGAGAACACCAAA
Molecule: messenger RNA, 2507 nt
Organism: Bolinopsis microptera
Lineage: Eukaryota; Metazoa; Ctenophora; Tentaculata; Lobata; Bolinopsidae
Product: arylsulfatase I-like
Exons: 13
Coding region: 96-1094 (332 amino acids)
Source: RefSeq, a predicted model, not a curated record